Bipolaris victoriae FI3 is the source of this 369-nucleotide messenger RNA. RefSeq lists its product as hypothetical. The transcript has a single exon. The record is from RefSeq and is a predicted model, not a curated record. NCBI's taxonomy places the organism in Eukaryota, Fungi, Ascomycota, Dothideomycetes, Pleosporales, Pleosporaceae. Bases 1 to 369 code for a protein of 122 amino acids.
AUGUUUGCUUUUGCAGGCAUUUCGACGGAAGGUGUCAUGUUUUGUUUCAAUGAGCCGUAUACAAAUGUAGGUACCGUUGUCUUUUCCGUCUUCUUUGGUUUCGUCUCGGGGACAAUCAUCUCAGCUGGAACUGCGGCUAUCUCAACCCGCACCCAGAAUCCUCAAAACAUCGGCACGCAUAUGGGCAUGCACAUUGGUACCGCAGGGUUUACUGUCUCGAUUGGUCCACCCGUUAACGGCGCCCAGGUCGACAAUUCCAGUGGUUUCAAACAAGUGGCGAUUUUCAGUGGCAUUGUUAGCCUAGUUGGCGACGUCCUUAUGUUGAAUAGGAAGCUCGUCACUAAUAGAGGGAUUCUGGGUAAAGUGUGA